AUGGGUCAGGUUCUCUCCAGCGUAAUCAGAUGUAUAUGUGGUGAAGUAGACGAUGAAAAUCCAAGUGAGUCAUCCCAUCAAGUUUUUCUGGCAAGUCAGGUAUCAAGCAAUAAUAGUUGUCCAUUGCUUCAACCCCCACUGUUUUCUCCACCCUCCAUUGACUCUUGCAGUGAUUCAUGUCCGGUUCUUACAUUGAACCCUCCAUUUAUUGUAAGCAUACAUGGGGAUUCAAUCACAAACGAUGCUUUCUAUGAUCAAAAGCAGCUAGAUUUUCGACGGUGCUUGGACGACUCACACAGUGACCCAAGCACAAAUGGUGUAUUUUUCCAAGUUCUUAGUUCAGCACCAAGCUCUGUGACACUGAGCGAUUCACCAGGAUUAAUUGAGUCACUGAGCGACUCAAGCGAACUAGGUGAGUUGAUGAUACCAAGUGUAGACUCACUAAGUUCUUCUGGUUCUAAUGACCCAUUUGAUUCAACUAUAGUUGUCGAUAUGAAAAUUCAAAAUGUGGAAGAAAAAAGAGAAAUUACACAAGCUCUGUCACAGUCACAGCUAAACUCGAAAGAACUAGGAGGAGAAGAUGAAGAAACAAAAGAAGAGAAGGUGAGCGAUGGUGUAGUGGAAAGAGAGAGAUGGAUAAAGCAUUAUAGUAGUUACCACAAAAUACUAUUAGUGGGUGAAGGGGAUUUCUCAUUCUCAACUAGUUUGGCCUUGGCUUUUGGUUCUGCAACUAAUAUGACCGCUACUUCUCUUGAUUCUGAAGGGUUUUUGAGCAGAAAUUAUUGGAAUGCUAUGGCAAACAUCCAGAACUUAAGGAGUAGAGGGUGCAAGGUCAUGCAUGGAGUAGAUGCUACUGAAAUGGCAAACAAUUUCUUGUUCAAGGGAGAGAUAUUUGAUCGCAUAAUCUUCAAUUUCCCUCUUGCUGGCUUCUUCCCGAAUGAAUCACGCGAAGCCCAGCAAAGCCGACACAAAAGACUUGUAGGCCUGUUUCUGGAAAAUGCUAGUGAGAUGAUCAGCGAAAAUGGUGAAAUUCACAUUGCCCACAAGUCAAAUGGCUUCUUCCGUGAAUGGAACUUACCACUUUUGGCAUCUAAAUGCGGCCUUCUACUUAUAGAAGAGCAGCAUUUCGAUUUCGCCGAUUAUCCAGGAUACAGAACCAAAUACGGAGAGGCAGAGGCGACUCAUCUUUGCAAAAAUGCUUUACUGGUUAAGCUCACCGGUUGUCUCCAGACGAGUUAG
Molecule: messenger RNA, 1239 nt
Organism: Ilex paraguariensis (yerba mate)
Lineage: Eukaryota; Viridiplantae; Streptophyta; Magnoliopsida; Aquifoliales; Aquifoliaceae
Source: the annotation of a GenBank genome assembly